Molecule: messenger RNA, 1903 nt
Organism: Carcharodon carcharias (great white shark)
Lineage: Eukaryota; Metazoa; Chordata; Chondrichthyes; Lamniformes; Lamnidae
Gene: cct5
Product: chaperonin containing TCP1, subunit 5 (epsilon)
Exons: 11
Coding region: 135-1760 (541 amino acids)
Biological process (GO): protein folding
Cellular component (GO): chaperonin-containing T-complex
Molecular function (GO): ATP hydrolysis activity; ATP-dependent protein folding chaperone; ATP binding
Source: RefSeq, a predicted model, not a curated record
GUUCCUCCCCCUCCCCUCCUGGUGAGUGGUGCGGUCUGUUGGACGCUUCCAGAAGCCGGAGCGCGAGCCUCCCCCUCCCCCGCCCGGUGAAGAGGGAAGGUGGAGCUGGGACUGAUUGAGGUGCGAUCGACAACAUGUCUGCAAUGGGGACCCUCGCUUUUGAUGAAUAUGGCCGACCUUUCAUCAUCAUCAAGGACCAGGAGACCAAGACUCGAUUAAUCGGGCUGGAGGCCCUGAAGUCGCACAUUAUGGCAGCAAAAGCAGUAUCAAAUACACUGAGGACAUCUCUGGGACCAAAGGGGCUUGACAAAAUGAUGGUGGACAAGGAUGGAGAAGUGACAAUCACCAAUGAUGGUGCUACUAUUCUGAGUAUGAUGGAUGUGGAGCAUCAAGUUGCCAAACUAAUGGUGGAGCUUUCUAAGUCUCAGGAUGAUGAAAUUGGUGAUGGUACCACAGGUGUAGUUGUUCUUGCUGGUGCCUUGUUGGAACAAGCUGAACAGUUAUUGGACCGUGGUAUUCACCCAAUACGCAUAGCUGAUGGUUAUGAGCUGGCUGCUCGCACUGCUAUUGAACAACUGGACAAGAUCAGUGAAAGUUUUCCUGUAGAUCCAAACAACAAAGAACCCCUUAUUCAAACCGCUAUGACGACACUUGGCUCUAAAGUUAUUAAUCGUUGCCAUAGACAAAUGGCAGAAAUAGCAGUAAAUGCUGUCUUAGCUGUUGCUGAUAUGGAGCGCAAGGAUGUAGACUUUGAGCUGAUGAAAGUGGAAGGUAAAGUGGGUGGAAAACUAGAGGACACACAGCUAAUUAGAGGAGUCGUGGUGGACAAAGAAUUCAGCCAUCCACAAAUGCCAAAGGUGGUAAAAGAUGCAAAGCUUGCAAUUUUGACAUGUCCAUUUGAACCACCAAAGCCCAAAACCAAGCAUAAGCUUGAUGUGACCUCAGUGGAAGAUUAUAAAGCCUUGCAAAAAUAUGAAAAGGAUAAAUUUGAGGAGAUGGUCAAACAGAUAAAAGACACUGGUGCUAAUUUGGCUAUUUGCCAGUGGGGAUUUGAUGAUGAAGCAAACCAUUUGCUUCUCCAGAAUAAGCUUCCUGCUAUCCGCUGGGUUGGUGGGCCUGAAAUUGAGUUGAUUGCUAUUGCCACCGGAGGGCGCAUUGUUCCUCGGUUUUCAGAACUUACACCUGAGAAACUGGGCAGCGCUGGUAUCGUCAAGGAAAUUUCUUUUGGAACUACUAAGGAUAAGAUGCUUGUGAUUGAAGAGUGCCAGAACUCUAGGGCAGUCACUAUUUUCAUCAGAGGUGGAAAUAAAAUGAUCAUCGAAGAAGCAAAAAGAGCACUUCAUGAUGCAUUGUGUGUAAUUCGCAACCUUGUGAAAGAUAAUCGCAUUGUAUAUGGUGGUGGUGCAGCAGAGAUUGCCUGUGCUUUAGCUGUCAAUGGAGCAGCAGAUAAGUGUCCUACUUUAGAACAGUAUGCUAUGAGAGCUUUUGCUGAUGCCCUGGAAGUCAUUCCAAUGUCACUGGCAGAAAACAGUGGUUAUAAUCCGAUCCAGACAAUGACAGAGGUUCGAGCUAGACAAGUGAAGGAGAACAAUUUUGCACUGGGUAUAGAUUGUUUACACAAAGAGACGAACGAUAUGAGAAAACAACAUGUCAUAGAGACUCUAAUUGGAAAGAAACAGCAGAUUUCUUUGGCUACCCAAGUCGUAAAAAUGAUAUUGAAAAUUGAUGAUAUUCGGUGCCCUGGAGAAAUGCAGGAAUAGACAUGCUAGUACUAUACUGACAGAGUGCUGGGAUAUACCGCAACUAGCAUUUUCUGUUCGGUUAUUUAUUUUUGCAUAAUACCAUAAACUACAUGUAUUUGUUUAAAAGAACUGAAUAAAAUCUUGUACAUCUCCUGGCUAAA